Brassica napus (rape) is the source of this 4478-nucleotide messenger RNA. RefSeq lists its product as uncharacterized. The transcript has a single exon. Lineage: Eukaryota; Viridiplantae; Streptophyta; Magnoliopsida; Brassicales; Brassicaceae. The record is from RefSeq and is a predicted model, not a curated record. Bases 622 to 1083 code for a protein of 153 amino acids.
UUUAAAUCUUGUUUCAUUUGGAUUUUAAACAUAUAGUUAGAAUGAGUUUAGUUGCAAGAAUUACAGUCUCUCCACACCCCAUGUUUAAUAUAGAAAGCAAAUCUCAAGAACUAGCGAAGUCUAUAAUAUUUUGAUGAUAAAAAUAGUAAAGUAAGGUUUUGGGUAUAAUAUAAGUUUACACGUACACAUGAGUACAUAUCAUCUCUCAAAUUAAUUUAGAUUGCAAAAAACUUGAAUCCAACGACAUUUAGUGUUAUAGGUCCUUUAUCUACGGACGUCCCUCUCCUAUGGAAUGGCAAAUGGAGAAAACGAAAUGAAAAAGAUGACUGAUGGCUCAAAUUAUAAGUCGCACACAAACAAAAGAAAACAGAAAUAUUAUCUUUGUUUUCUUUCUCCUCAACGCUCUUUUCCUUUUUUGUGUGUGGGAUUUAUUCUGUUCAUCUUGUUACAAGCUGAUAUUCAUCAACCUAUCAACCUCAUUUGGAAAAAAAAAAAGUUUUGAGAGAAGAAGAAAAAGAAGAAAGAGAAAUUUCGUAAAUGGAGGAUGAUAUAUAUAGUAACCCACUAAGCGUUUUCUUGAUCCUUCAUCAUCUUUAAGAUUGAUCUUUCUUUAAAAGAACAAUGCCUGUGCCAGAUCCACGAGCGGGGCAGGCAUUCAUCUGUCUCAUUACCGUAUUUCUUUUCCUGUCGAUUGCUGUCGGAGGCGGUUGUCUCAUUGCAUACACAGUCCUUCCUUACCCUUCAAUCUGGCUCGCUUACAUCGGCAUUUUCUUUGUUUGUCUUCCUUGGUUCUUUUGGAUCUUAACAUUUUCAUACCGCAUUGUUUCACGCACUUUUGGAUUCAGGAUGGUCAUUGGAUCCGGUGGUAACAAUAACAGUGCCAAUGGAGAGGCCAAGCCACGCGAACUUGACCCCCCCGAGCAAUCGUUAGAGUCUCCUAAUGAUGAACCUGAGGCGAUGGCUCGUCCUCAAGGCCAUAUUCUAAUGUCAAUGGAAGGGAACCAAUCCAAGAAACGAAUGUCAACAUCCAGCGUCGGUUCACAUGAAAGUGAGAUGCCACUAGCCAUUUCUAUGGGCUCAUGAUGAUCAUAUAUAAUUUGAUAUAGAAUGAAAUCUUGACAUUGAUAGCAUCAGGACGGAGAUGCUAACCUGCAGCCUCUUGAAAACAUGGAUAUAUUUUUGCUGUCUUUACUUUGUAUCUUAUACAGAUAGAUUUGUAGAUUCAACAAAAGAAGAAGUUUUACACCUUUUACUACUACUACCAAAGUUUGUAGAUUCAACACUUUGAGGUUCUUUAACUUGACAUACAAGCCAGGAUAUCCCAUUGUCAAGUACCAAAUGCUGGCAUCGGCAAAUGGGCCACAUCUGUCAUGUUUGAACUAGCUAUAACACUAGAGGAUUUGACAAAUUACAAACAUUUUUGGUUUCCUGAUCACUCUUGACCUUAAUUUCCUAGGGGGAAAUUGUCACAAUUUGGUUCUUAAUACAUACUGUUUGUGUGUUCUCCUUAUUUCAAUAACUGAUUCUAACAUCAAAUCAUUUUUGUUAUCUAUCAAACGUGUAUCACAUCCAUCAUCCAUGCAAACAGUUUGCUGAACAUUGAACAAGGCUAAAAACUAUGGGCCUAUGGCAUCAUACUGACUCUAUAUAUACGUUUAAGAGUUUUCAGUCUGUUGUUCUUCACUUUUCAUAUUAUAACACGAGAAAGAGAAAUAUUUUUUUGACUAAACAACUAAGCGACAAGGUUUGGACAAACGAAAAAACAUUGCAAAGACAUGUCAUUUACAAUAACUCUAGUUUCUAGUGUGGUCAACAUAAAGCACGUGAAUAUUCAUCAUUUGACUCUUGCCUGCUAUACAUAAUCACACCGAGAAACAACGAUUAAUUUAUCUUUCAUUCCUGCAUAUACUUAAUAUAUAUAUAUGAGGAUUACAGUAGUAGUUUUAUACCAGUAGUUACUAAUGAUAAUAACAUAUAUAUAUAAUUAUAUAUAUAUUCAUCAAAGUAUAUAUAUAUAUAUAUCUUCAUCAAAGUCAUUGUUAUCUAUUACUCUUCUUCAAAAACGUAUAAUUGACUUCCUUUGUUUUCUUUCUAUAUAGAAUACUCCACAUGAGCAAUUAGAUACAAAUCUAUAGAUAAGAAUCCGAAUAGUAUCUAAGUAUCAUAUUUCAUUUGUAGAUGCUUAUAAAACAAUACAAUAUUCUUUAUUUUUUAUUUUUCAUUUUUUGAGAAAAUGUAACAUAAUUACAUAAACAAUAUCUCGGUAAGCAACGUGAGAUUUAAUAACUCUUGUUCGUAUGUAUGAAAGUUAAUCUUAAGAUUUCUGGAGAAAUUGAAGCCACGAACGGACCACGGACGACUAGACGAGUAAGAGACGUGUGCUAGGUUCAAUGAUUCUGAAUAAUUUGGCAGUACGUACAUGUGUAGCCAACACAAAAGAAAGAAAAAGACAUCUACACAAUAUUAAUAUUUGAAACUAAUAGAAGUCCAAGUGGAAGUAAAGUGGGAGCAAGACACCACACGGCAAGGGACACACAACUGAAAGAGAGACAAAGGUAUAUAGAAAGCUUAAGAUCAUAUGAUAUGUCCGAAUCAUCUCAUGUGCAAACUUCUUUUUUAAAACGGGUUUGUUGAUUUUUUUACUAUUAUGAAAAUUUUGUAGGUAUUAAUGUUCUAAACACCAUCAUACUCAUUACAGUGUUUAUAAUGUCAUCAUCGCUUACCAGACUCGACCAAAAUAGUGAAAUUUAUUGAUAAGAAAAUCAAGAUAUCGAGGCAAUUGUUUUUCUAACUGUUUUAUGGAUGAAGGCUUAGAAAAAAAACCGUGUAGACGAUUUUGAGGGUAAUCAACAUAUAUAACCCUUUAAGAGAAUAAACAAUGCAAUUAGCAAUUAAUUAGAAUCUUGAUGUGUCAAGUGAAAUAAUAUCCCAUACAAAAAUAUAUCUUAGCAAAAAAAGUGAAAUAUAUAACAUACAAUCCAUGUGGUUUCAGAUUCUUAAUAUGUUUGAUAUGAAAGACAUCUAAUUGUAACUAUAUAAAUAGAUACAUAUAUGUAGAGAAAGUUAGUUGGGGGCUAACCAGUAGCCAUCGUAAGUGUUUGGUAAAUAUUAUUUUCUGAAGUAGAAGAAGAAACAAAAGAAAAAAUAGAAGAGACCAAACACUUACGGCCGAUUUUAAAAACUCUCUCUCUCUACCUCUCUGUUCUCUCUCUUAAAUCUUUCACAGAGAGGGAUGAGAUGAGAGUUUUUUGUUUAUCGAACGCCGGUUCCUUUCCGGCAUAAGAUUUCCGAGAGGUCGGGCUUCGACUCUGGCAAUCGGUGGCUAACCCAGCACCGGCUGGCCGGCUUUCGUCUCUAGAGUCAUCACCUCCGGUGAUGAUUGCUAGCGUCUCUGAUUUGGUGAGCGAUUUGGUUUCGUUGAAGAUAGCUUAGGCGAUGAUGGGGUAUGUUGUUGAAACCGUUGUGGGUUUCUUUGAUCGUUGGUUUCGGUGGACAGCCGGUUGUUUUCCGGCGAAGAUCGGUGAAGGCGGUGGAAGUUAGAUUGUGGAAGUUUCAAUGGAUUCGAAUAGUUUUCUUCUCGGCGAAGUGAUUGUCUCGGUGUUUCACUCAACCGCAUCGGGUUAUUGCUGGUAGUUUCUCUGCUCCGAUGAGAUUGGUCUCCGGUAGUACAGAGUUCCGGUGUGAAGCCCUGUUCCGGCGGUGGUAGGUAGCGGUUUCUGUGGUAACGCGUGUCGCUAUGUUCGUACACGUGGGUACAACAGAUGUAUUCCCCUCCUUUUGAGUUUUUGGGCCUUGUCCUUUUUGUCGUUGCCCUUCCUUUGGGUCUUUUAGCUUUUGUUUUUAUGGCUCUUUAUGUAAUUUUUAGAUCUUGUUAAUAAUAAUAUCAGUUGGCAAAAAAAAAAAAAAGAAAGAGACCAAACACUUAUCAUGAUUCAUGAGUAACCAUCAUAGUUCCCAUUUCUCCAAGAAAAUUUAUUGUUUACUUUCAAUUAAAAAAAAAAAUUCCUUGAAGAAGAGCUUUUCCUUGUAGCUCUUAUAAUGAUUACAGUUAAGGUUAGGUGUGAAAAAGUAACCGAAUGUAAAUCAAGCUUUCGGCGAAAACGCUACCUGUAUGCAACAAAAAGUGUUCGAAAAAAAAAACGAAAAUAAUCAUUAGUUUGAUAAACUUUGUCACUUUUGAUCUCGAUUGUUUCCCAUUUCAGUUCUUUUUUAUCUCCUUAUAAUUAAUCUCCAUCAAAGAAACAAAAAAGGAGAUACAAACUCAUGAUCACUAUUAUGAUAUGUUUGAAGUCAUUUGGGAACGUAUGCGUGACAUGAGGGAGGUGCAGACAACCAACCUAUCAGACGUUGACAAUCACCUAAAUGUAACGCUAUCUCGUCUUUGAGAGCCUGAUUAUGUGAGAGCUUCUUUGAUUUAGUUAAUAUUAUUUUAUCUUAGAUGGUUACCCACUUAUUAUAUACUGAACCUGAUAAACCAA